GUAGCCUUGGCCUACCACUGCAACUGGUCUUGAUGACACAACCCAUCCUCUUUCCAGCUGUGGCCAAUCCUUGCUCUAAGUUCCAUUCCCUUGGAACGCCCAACGAGCCGGAGAACCUCUGGCCGGCAGGUGACGCUGCCCUUAGCUAUCGCUAGUUUACAGCCGGCACUAUGGAUUUGUCCCAGACGCCGCUCCGUAGAUUCCUCGCUUCUCCCCCUCCACUUCCCCCGAGCUUCUUGUGCGCGCGUGCGCUCUGGGGUAGGCGAGUUAGUGCUGCACAGGCCGGAAAAAAGAAGUCAUGGCAUUCUUUCGGCCUCUGCGCCUUUGUCAGCACUUGGGGUCCCGGAGCCGUCCGGUGCCCCUGGGGUCCCGCUCCUUCCACGCGGGAGUCGUGGGGCCCGAGGCUGCGUCCAGCAAGGAGCACCUGAAGAAGCUGAGGCGGAAGACAGGCUAUUCCUUCACCAACUGUAAGAAAGCGCUGGACGCUUGUGGUGGCGAUCUGGCCCAGGCAGAAGCUUGGCUACAUAAGCAGGCCCAGAAGGAAGGAUGGAGCAAAGCUGCUAAACUUCAGGGAAGAAAAACAAAGGAAGGGCUGAUUGGAUUGUUACGGGAAGGGAAUGCAGCGGUAAUGGUGGAGGUGAACUGUGAGACUGAUUUUGUUUCUAGAAAUUUAAAAUUUCAACAACUGGUCCAACAAGUGGCUCUUGGAACCAUGCUGUACUGUCAGGGUCUGAGGGAACAGCUGUCCACAUACAGCAAGGGUUUUCUAGAGACAGCUGAGCUCUCUCAACUGAGAGCUGGACCUAACAGAGAAGACUCUCUCAAAGCAUUGACAUUAUUUAUUGGCAAACUGGGAGAAAACUUGACUCUUAAGCGAGCUGCAUGGGUGACUGUACCAAAUGGAUUCUACAUUGGUUCCUAUGUACAUGGAGCAGUGCACAGUCCCUCCCUUGGUAACAUGGUGCUUGGGAAAUAUGGCGCACUAGUCAUCUGCCAGACAUCUGAAGAGAAAUUGAAUCUUGAAGACCUUGGCCGACGGCUCGGGCAGCAUGUUGUAGGAAUGGCUCCUUUGUCUGUAGGCUCGAUGGAAGAUGAGCCUGGUGGAGAAGAGGAAACAAAGAUGCUCGCCCAGCCUUAUUUGCUGGACCCUAGCAUCACGUUGGGACAGUAUGUAAAGCCCCACGGUGUGUCUGUGGUAGAUUUUUUGAGGUUUGAAUGUGGAGAAGAUUCAGGGGCAGCAAAAACAGAAUAGAUUCUGCAGACAUUCUGGACCUUAAAAUAUUACUAACUGAACUACUCUAUGUCCUGAGGGGGUUGGUUUGAUCACUGAUUCAGCAGUGCAGUACAUGUGAUCUGUUUCUCUCUGGGUUUAUGGUAAAACUGAAAAGGUAAUUCAGUGCAGCAGCUUUAAAUAAAGAUGCUUUCCUCCUUGUA
Phascolarctos cinereus (koala) is the source of this 1434-nucleotide messenger RNA. It is a transcript of the gene TSFM, whose product is annotated as Ts translation elongation factor, mitochondrial. Gene Ontology annotation, molecular function: protein binding; translation elongation factor activity. Gene Ontology annotation, biological process: mitochondrial translational elongation. Lineage: Eukaryota; Metazoa; Chordata; Mammalia; Diprotodontia; Phascolarctidae. The record is from RefSeq and is a predicted model, not a curated record.